AUGACCGACUACGAAUUCCAAGGCUGGCUCGGCGAGGACGAGAAAUCCGUCCAGGGCCACAUGAAAUGGGGCAAAUUCGAGCCCAAGAAAUGGGAAGAAGACGACGUCGACAUCGAAAUCUCACACUGCGGCAUCUGUGGUUCUGAUCUGCAUCAGCUCAGCUCCGGUUGGGGACCAACACCAUAUCCCUGUGUUGUAGGACACGAGAUCAUCGGGAGGGCAGUCAAGGUCGGCAAGAACGUCAAGCACGUCAAGGUUGGCGACCGCGUCGGUGUGGGUGCCCAGGCGCGGAGCUGUAUGCAAAGCUCCUGUGCCGAGUGCUCGAGCGGACAUGAGUCGCACUGCGGUGUGGCGCUUGUCAAUACAUAUGGCUCCGUGUAUCCGAAUGGCGAGGGCAAGUCAUACGGCGGAUACGCCGAUUACAACCGCACAAACGGACACUUCGUACUUCCUAUUCCAAAGGCCCUGAGCAGUGCUGAAGCCGCACCCAUGCUGUGCGGAGGCAUCACUGUCUUCUCACCACUGAAACAGAAUGGCUGUGGACCUGGCAAGACAGUAGGUAUCGUUGGUGUCGGAGGACUAGGACAUUUCGGUGUCCUUUUCGCAAAAGCACUUGGUGCAGACCGUGUGGUUGGUAUAUCAAGAAAGGGCGACAAGAGAGACGACGUGCUGAAGCUCGGCGCGGACGAAUACAUAGCGACGGGCGAAGAUAAAGGCUGGGAGAAGAAGCACAAGCGCACACUUGAUCUCAUUGUCUGCACGGUGUCCAGCGAGAAGAUGCCGUUGACACACUACCUCGGGCUGUUGAAGGUGAAGGGCACCUUCAUCCAGGUUGGUGCCCCUGACGGCGGUAAUCUUCCUCCGAUUAAUGCAUUCACUCUCAUUGGCAAUGGUAUCAAGGUUGGUGGUUCUGCGAUUGGAUCACCUGCCGAGAUUGCGGAAAUGCUGCAGCUUGCGGCGGACAAGAAGGUCCACCCAUGGAUACAGGAGCGCUCGUUGAAGGAUGCGAACCAAGCCAUUGUUGAUCUUGCAGAUGGCAAGGCUCGCUACCGAUAUGUGCUUGUCAAUGAGAAGAAUGCACAGAGGCAUGCUAACUUAUAA
Molecule: messenger RNA, 1101 nt
Organism: Pseudovirgaria hyperparasitica
Lineage: Eukaryota; Fungi; Ascomycota; Dothideomycetes; Acrospermales; Acrospermaceae
Product: GroES-like protein
Exons: 2
Coding region: 1-1101 (366 amino acids)
Biological process (GO): alcohol metabolic process
Molecular function (GO): alcohol dehydrogenase (NADP+) activity; zinc ion binding
Source: RefSeq, a predicted model, not a curated record